GAAAUAUGUAAAUGUUUGAGUAGACUAAAAACCCCCCUGCUUAGUCAGGGGCUUGCACUCUGCUUUCAUUCUGGGCUUUUUUUGUGGCUGAGGGGCAAAUGCUCAAGGGAAUGAAGGGCGAUGUGGGUACAGGAACAAGGCGUGGGGGAGAUGUGUGGGGGCUCCAAACGUCGCGCUCAAUGUCCCAAUGGCUGCUUUUAGUUACUAAUAUUGCCCACUGAGCUUGUGGGGAGCGUCUGAGAGAUGACAUCACCUGUCUCCGUGCUCUGCCAGCCAACUGUGACUGCUGAGGUGUGAAUUCCGUGUCGGAGCGUGACCCUCCCCGAUAAAUAGGGGUGUCGGUGCACCCCGUCCCGCAGAGCAUCUGUGGGGCUGAGCCUUCCCUGGGGAUGGGAACCCCUCUGCUCCCGUGGCUGCUGCUGCUGCUGCUGGUGAUGUCCCACUGUGCCCACGCAGCCAUCCUGGAGGUGAACGGGAACCUGAGCUGUAGGUGUGCCAAGACAACCUCGGAAUACAUCAGUCCCAGGAAAUACGAGAGCAUUGAGAUAAGGCCUGUGGGCAGCAGCUGCAGGCGCACGGAGAUCAUAAUUAAACUAAGAACCUCAGGGAAGGUGUGUGUGAAUCCCGAAGCCCCCUGGGUAAAGAAGCUGCUGAAGCGCAUCGCCAGCACGAAGAAAAGAUAAGUUUCCUGCUAAGGAAGUUGGUGCCCAGAGCCCCGAGGCGGGCUGGCAGACGAUGCCCAGGUGUGCAGACCUGGCUGCUCCUCACUUUGCCCUCGCUUCCUCCUCUUCCCGAAAGCCCCACGUCUGGCUCUGGGGGCAGUGGCUGUGGGGACAGUGGCUCACUGCUGGCCCCAGCCCCAUGGCAGGUUUGUGGGGGGGUUCUCCCCUGCUCUCGGUCCCUGGAUCAGCGUGAAUGUGAAUCCUUCAUUGGUUUAGUUGCCUGUGGACUGCGAAGCUCUUCCCUGGCAGGGGCUGCUCCUGCUUCUUUAGGAAUGACUUUGUGACUUUUUCCAUGUGAAGUGCUUGGUGACAGAGCAUGUGUCUGAGGGUUCUGUGGCACAGCGUGGCAUGUCCUUUUCCAGAAGCUCAAGUCCAAUAAAUUUCAGGGUUUUCCUUUCUGUUGCAUUUCCCCUGGAUCUCCUAGCUUAGAAGCCAUGUAUGACAUAGAAUCACAGAACGGCUUGGAUUACAAGUGACCUCAAAACCCCUCCAGUCCCACUCCCUACCGUGGGCAGGGACAUUUUCCACUUUCCCAGGUUGUUCCCAGCUCUGUCCAACCUGGUGUUAGAUACCUCCAGGAUCCAGGAAUCCAGGGGCAGCCUGGGAGAUGGGACAAUGCAGCCCAAGUGCCUCACAUCCAAGUGAUGGAGCUGGGAUUUACUGGUGGCCGUAAGGCUUUAAAAACCAGUCCAGGUCAGUAAGGAAACACGUUGGGAACGGGCAUGAAGUCACUUGGCAGAGUUUUGGGGUAAAAAAAAAAUCCAAAUUGAAUGUCACCAGAGCGCUGCUGGGCUGUGCCUUGUUGUGGGGCAAUGGUUGUAGGAGAAAUGAGUAAUACCUGAUCAUGCAGGACAGAAAAGCACCCCAGAAAACCUCCGGGCUCGUGGGGCUGUGAGCGCUAGGAACCAGGAGCUUCUUAAGAAUCUGGAGGAAACGACCAAGAAAGGAAGGGGAAAGCAGAGCCGGUUUCGGGAAGCUGCCCCCCCUGCCAAGCCCCAAGCCACAUUUUAUCGUCAGCAGGGAGAGGGGUCGGGCAAAACCACCGUGACCCCGGGGCCUCCCGCGCCGCCUCACUUCUCCUAUUUCCCAGCU
This is a messenger RNA of Poecile atricapillus (Black-capped chickadee), 1814 nucleotides long. Its product is annotated as interleukin-8-like. The transcript has 4 exons. The record is from RefSeq and is a predicted model, not a curated record. Gene Ontology annotation, biological process: inflammatory response; neutrophil chemotaxis; chemokine-mediated signaling pathway. Gene Ontology annotation, cellular component: extracellular region. Gene Ontology annotation, molecular function: chemokine activity; CXCR chemokine receptor binding. NCBI's taxonomy places the organism in Eukaryota, Metazoa, Chordata, Aves, Passeriformes, Paridae. Bases 390 to 683 code for a protein of 97 amino acids.